Messenger RNA from Morus notabilis, 1934 nucleotides. RefSeq names its product malate dehydrogenase [NADP], chloroplastic. The transcript is spliced from 14 exons. Gene Ontology annotation, biological process: tricarboxylic acid cycle; malate metabolic process; oxaloacetate metabolic process. Lineage: Eukaryota; Viridiplantae; Streptophyta; Magnoliopsida; Rosales; Moraceae. The record is from RefSeq and is a predicted model, not a curated record. Bases 187 to 1524 code for a protein of 445 amino acids. Gene Ontology annotation, molecular function: L-malate dehydrogenase (NAD+) activity; L-malate dehydrogenase (NADP+) activity.
CCUUCACUCUUCCACUUUCUUCUUCCUCUUCAACUUUCUCUCUUUCUAUAUCCAUCUCCCUCCAAAGCAGUCCUUUUCCUUCUCAACCACAUCUUCUCAGGCAAAACCCUUCUUCCUUUGUCCCUUUACACACCAUUUCUCUCUCUCUCUCUCUCUCUCUUCAUCUUCAAAACUAGAGAGAGAAAGAUGUCUAGCUCUGCUGUCAUGGCGGUGGCAGAGGUGUCAUCACCUUCUAACGCCAAGACCCGCCUUCUUCAGUCGUCUCAGCUCUCAUUCUCGUCGACCCAUCUUUACUCUCUUCGCCGCUCGGCUUUUCGCCCCAUUCCCACCACUCAAAAAGCCAGAAUUUCUUGCUCUGUUGCUCCGAAUCAAGUUCAAACUCCGAUCCCGGUUCAAGUUGAAGGUCCCAAGACUAAGUCUGAGUGCUAUGGCGUGUUCUGCCUUACUUAUGAUCUCAAAGCUGAGGAAGAGACGAAAUCCUGGAAAAAGAUGAUUAACAUUGCAGUCUCCGGUGCAGCAGGAAUGAUCUCUAAUCAUCUGCUCUUUAAACUUGCAUCUGGUGAGGUUUUUGGUCCUGACCAACCUAUCGCGUUGAAACUGCUGGGAUCUGAGAGAUCACUCCAAGCUCUUGAAGGAGUUGCUAUGGAAUUGGAGGAUUCCUUGUAUCCCUUGUUGAGGGAGGUAAGCAUAAGCAUUGAUCCAUAUGAGGUUUUCCAAGAUGCAGAAUGGGCUAUUCUAAUAGGAGCAAAGCCUCGAGGACCUGGAAUGGAACGGGCUGAUUUAUUAGACAUAAAUGGACAGAUCUAUGCCGAGCAGGGAAAAGCUCUCAACUCCGUUGCAUCACGUGAUGUUAAAGUUAUUGUGGUUGGCAACCCCUGCAAUACCAAUGCACUAAUUUGUUUGAAAAACGCUCCAAAUAUACCUGCAAAGAACUUCCAUGCCUUGACACGGUUGGAUGAAAACCGAGCAAAAUGUCAGCUGGCCCUUAAAGCUGGUGUGUUCUAUGAUAAAGUGUCUAACGUGACAAUCUGGGGAAACCACUCAACAACUCAGGUUCCAGAUUUCUUAAAUGCUAGGAUAGACGGCUUGCCUGUGAAAGAGGUCAUCAAGGAUCACAAGUGGUUAGAGGAAGAGUUCAUGGAAAACGUUCAGAAGAGAGGUGGUGUGCUCAUUAAAAAAUGGGGAAGAUCUUCAGCUGCAUCAACUUCCGUGUCAAUUGUUGAUGCCAUAAAAUCUCUGAUUACUCCAACCCCCGAGGGUGACUGGUUUUCUUCUGGAGUUUACACCAAUGGAAAUCCAUAUGGUAUAGCAGAGGAUAUAGUUUUUAGUAUGCCAUGCAGAUCAAAGGGAGAUGGUCACUACGAACUUGUAAAGGACGUAAUAUUUGACGACUACCUCCGCAAGGGAAUAGCCAAGACUGAAGCUGAGUUGCUAGCUGAGAAGAGAUGUGUGGCUCAUCUUACUGGCGAGGGUAUUGGUUACUGUGAUCUACCAGAAGAUACAAUGCUUCCAGGAGAGAUGUGAUCAUAAAACAAGUAACUUAACUCUAUCUCAAGGAUAUUCAUACGGAAGCUAUGAUAAUGACCAAAUGAGAGAAGAAAAUGAAUUUACAUCUAAACCAUCAUUUAUGUAAAGCUACAUAUAUGCUUUAUAUGUAGAAUAAACAUGAAAAGGUUAGCGGUAGAUAAAAAUGUAUCAAAUUUUGAGAUUAUGAUGCGUCUCUGUUCUGCAGCUUGUAAUAUUUAUGCUUUGCUUGUUUUCAAUUGCUUGUCAAUUUAUGGUGCAAAUGUGGGCAAUUGCUGAAUAAUUGUACUAUCUACUGGUGUAAAUGAUCUUUAAACUCUGGUUUCUGUACAAUGAUUCUCAUUAUUGGUCGCUGAGUAUUCUUUGAUAGGAUAUGGAAAGAUACCCAAGUGGCAGAGCACUGUUUUGAA